Maniola jurtina (meadow brown) is the source of this 1027-nucleotide messenger RNA. RefSeq lists its product as uncharacterized. The transcript has 3 exons. Bases 215 to 826 code for a protein of 203 amino acids. NCBI's taxonomy places the organism in Eukaryota, Metazoa, Arthropoda, Insecta, Lepidoptera, Nymphalidae. The record is from RefSeq and is a predicted model, not a curated record.
UACCCAUAGCUUUUUAUUUUGUUCGUGAUGGAAUUAAAACAUUUCAUUUAAAAAAGAUACUAAAAGAGCUGAUUGCAGCAAUAUUUAAAUCAGGAUUUAUUUUGAGAUGUACUGUCUCAGAUCAAGGCUCAGCGAAUGUUGCAGCUAUAAAUUCAUUAAUAGCUGACACACGCGAAGAUAUUCUUCGUAGUGGUAAUGAUGACCCAAAUAUUAUAUGAUAGACAAAAAUAAAUUAUACCACAUGUAUGAUGUUCCGCACCUACUAAAAUGUUUUCGCAAUAAUUUCCAGAAGAAGGACUUGCUGAUUGGAACCCAGCGUGCGCAAUGGAACUACAUCGAAAUGGUGUAUGCUUCAGAUGGCGCACAGGGUCGUGCGAGAACUACCAAAUUAACCGACAAGCAUAUUAAACCAAACUCUUAUGACAAAAUGAAGGUCAAAUUUGCUGCACAAGUCUUCAGCAGAGAGGUGUUUGCAGCCUUACAGAACAGGAUGAAGACAUAUGAAGAUCUGCAAUUAGUACAUAAUUAUAGUGUUCCAUCUGUGAACAUUGAUAAUGGUUUCUUCACUGCUGAAAUCAUCUUAUUCAUUAACGAUUUGUUUGACAGCCUGAACUGUGCCGGUCAUACUAGAGGCGAACUAUCUAACGCUUUGUCCUUGAAUUCAACUCAUUUAGAGUUUUGGAAUAAUGCAUUGAAGAAACUACAAUCAAUGAAAUUUGACGCAACAGACUCAAGAGAAAUACAUAACAAAUUUUAUACAAAAAAAAAACAGCUGUUGAGUUUCUUGCCGGUUCUUCUCAUGCAUUCCGAACCGGUGGUAGUGUAAAAAGAUUUUUAAUGAAAAUACAUUUUUUUCACUGAAAUUUUGUUUACUUUUUCGCAAAUUCCAAGCGUUUCGACCUCAUCUAGCAUGGUCUGUGAUCUCUAGUUUUACACGGAUUAAUGGUCUGUGGUUUUACUACGUCACGUCCUUUUCCGGCCUCCCACCCCACUGAACUCUCGUAAACGUAGAAUUGUAAGAAAGAGA